AGGGUUUCUUACAUGCAAGCUCCAGUAAAGGCCCCGUCACAAUAUCAUACGAGCGAUUACAAUUGACCAUAAACCCUACUACGCGUUCACAAUGUCACACAGAGCGACGUCAAUGCCAACGGAAUCCGUUGCAGAAAAUAUGACUUUGGACAGGAUCAGUGCGUUGCCUGAUGAAUUGCUGUCGCAAAUUCUUGCCUUAAUCCCGACAAAAGAUGUCGUCGGCACCAUGGUGUUGUCUAAACGAUGGCAUUCACUUUGGACGAUGGUGCCGAAACUUAAGUUUGAUUCUUUGAAAGAAGGGACUCUACUAGGAAGUUUCACGGAGCUAGUUAACAGGUCUUUGCUAUCGAAUAAGUUUCCAGUCCUAGAAAGCCUGUGUCUUCGCAUAGAUUCGGGUUCUGUUCGUUCAGAAGAUAUGAGAAUAUGGGUCAGGAUUGCUGUUGAGCGCCGUGUUCGUGAGCUCGACAUUUGUGCUUACGAUUAUGAGUAUGAUUAUGAGGAUGGAGAGGAUGGGAUUCUCUUGCCGAGUAGCCUCUACACUUGUGAAACUCUCGAGAGGUUGAUACUCAGAGAUUACAUUCUUGUGGAUGUUCCUUCUCGAUGUUGUUUCCGAUCCCUCAAGACUUUGCAUCUCAUGGGAGUGCGCUUUAAAGACUUUGAGUGUUUUCAUGGACUUUUAUCAAGUUGUCCUGUUCUUGAAGAUUUAACUGUGGAAUGGUAUUCUGACGUGUACGAAAUAUACGCCAUUGAAAUGCCGAGCUUACAAAGAUUAUCUGCACGUAACAUGUGUGGCGGAUAUGGCGGGUUGGUGAUAGAUACUCCUUCUUUGAAGUAUUUGCACAUUGUAGAUUAUACCGGUAAUGACUUUGUGCUGGUCGAGAACAUGCCCGAGGUGGUGGAGGCAAAAGUUACCGUUAUACCUCCUCUGAAGCUUCUAGGAUCUCUUAUAUCAGUUAAACGUCUUUCCUUAGCUGUACAGGAUGUGCUGCUACCAAGUGAUGAUGACAUGGUCUUCAACCAGCUUGUUCAUCUCGAGUUACGGAUAUGUGGCGACGACUGGGGUGAUCUAUUUGCGUAUAUGCUCGAAGCUUCUCCUAACCUACGAGUUCUAAAACUCAAGAAUGAAAGGUUCUUCUACAUGGUCCCCCGUAUCUCGUGGAAACGACCAGUUGAUGUCCCUCCGUGUCUUUUCUCGAGCCUUGAAACUUUCCAGUGGAAGCGUUACAUUGGAUCGGAGCCGGAGAAAGAAGUGGCGGAGUACAUUCUAACAAACGCAACAUGUCUGAAGAUGGUAUCUAUUUGUCUGAAGGGAAACCUCGCUUUGGAGGAGAAACAUCGGAUCCAACAGGAUUUGGCGUCCAUGCCCUGGGGUUCAUCUUCAUGUGAGCUUAUUAUUCUUGACGACUGA
Tarenaya hassleriana is the source of this 1408-nucleotide messenger RNA. RefSeq names its product F-box/FBD/LRR-repeat protein At5g56420-like. The transcript has 4 exons. Lineage: Eukaryota; Viridiplantae; Streptophyta; Magnoliopsida; Brassicales; Cleomaceae. The coding region runs from base 92 to 1408 and encodes 438 amino acids. The record is from RefSeq and is a predicted model, not a curated record. Gene Ontology annotation, molecular function: protein binding.